Messenger RNA from Suillus subaureus, 1770 nucleotides. RefSeq names its product Pre-mRNA cleavage complex II protein Clp1-domain-containing protein. Bases 1 to 1515 code for a protein of 504 amino acids. NCBI's taxonomy places the organism in Eukaryota, Fungi, Basidiomycota, Agaricomycetes, Boletales, Suillaceae. Gene Ontology annotation, molecular function: polynucleotide 5'-hydroxyl-kinase activity. The transcript has 9 exons. Gene Ontology annotation, cellular component: nucleus; mRNA cleavage factor complex. The record is from RefSeq and is a predicted model, not a curated record. Gene Ontology annotation, biological process: tRNA splicing, via endonucleolytic cleavage and ligation.
AUGAAAGAAUGGGUUCUUGAGCCAGAGACAGAGUAUAGGUUCGAGCUCGAUCCCGGUACCUCCCUAGCAAUCAAGGUACGCAGCCCCACACCUUCUGAACUCACUCCUCAGCUGGCUCAUGGACAGGCCGAGGUCUUCGGAGCAGAACUUGCGGAAGGCAAGACAUAUCUUUUCGGGACCGAGUGCAGGGCCGCGGUUUUCACCUGGCAGGGUUGUACCUUGGAGAUAAGUGCUACACCUUCCUCGUUACUCACAACUUGUCACAUUACUGGCCGUCCCUCCACCGAAUAUGUAUCUGAGGAAACUCCUAUGGCGGCAUAUGCAAAUGUGCACAUUGCGUUCGAACAAAUGCGUGUCAGAGCACUCCGUAUUGUACAUGGAUCUCCUGCCUCAGACGAUGAUGCGAAUGCCAACGCAGAGCCACCAAGAGUCCUUGUUCUUGGUCCCGAGAACUCAGGAAAGACAACAGUAUGCAAAAUCCUGACAAAUUACACUGUUAGGGCAGGGCAAAACUGGUCCCCGGUGUUGGUAAAUGUCGAUCCGAGUGAGGGUGGUUGGGCAGUUCCUGGAGCCAUCUCGGCCGCCCCAAUUCGCAGUCCCAUAGCUACAGCAUCACCUGCUAAUCCUCUUGGCUCUGCUGUUACGUCAGCUCCUACCGCCCUCUCUUCGAACGCGUUGAUACCGCUAAGCUAUUGGUAUGGACAUUCAGAAACUAAACGGAACCCAGUCCUGCUAGACCGACUUAUCCGAAAUCUGGGAGAGAAUAUCAGAGAAAGGGAUGACGAUGACCCGGAGGCGCGCGUAUCGGGUUUAAUUGUCGACACCCCAUCAUCUUUUGCAUCGAGUUCCGGCAGCGCGCCAGACAACAGGCAUACACUCAUAAAAGCAUGUGUCGAUGCUUUCAGAAUCAAUGUAAUUCUCGUGGUCGGGCACGAAAAGUUGACCGUUGAAAUGCAACGGCUGUUUGGCAACCGGUUUACAGUGGUCAAGAUACCAAAGUCAGGAGGUGUGGUUGAAUUGGACCAUAGUUAUCGGGAACGCGUGCGCAAGUACCAGCUGCAUACUUACAUGUACGGCCAAAAAAUAGACCCACCUCCUGGCAUAGCCUCCGCAAUUGUUGGAGGCGAAGCGGUGGCAGACCUCGUCCUUUCGCCAUCCUCAUGUGUCCUCAAAUUUGAGGAUUUGGCAAUCUACCGCAUUGGUGCCGAGAACAUGGCUCCCUCUUCCGCAUUGCCCAUUGGUGCUGCACGCAUGCUGUCGGAGAUGCAGCCCGUGCUCGUUGAUCCUGCGUCCAGCAGUUCGGGCCUACUUAAUUCCAUUCUCGCCUUGCUUGCACCCUUCAACCCGGAUGAGUCCGAGCGCUAUGACGAAGAGAUUUUGGACCUGAGCGUGGUCGGCUUCCUUGUUGUUACCAGCAUCGAUGCUCCCAACCGGAAAAUGACAAUACUCGCGCCCAACCAAGGAUCACUUGCGGGCAAGACAGCCCUUCUGGGGUCCUUUGAUUGGCAGGAAUAAAGUCGAACGAAAAAUUUCAUGGGAUUAUCCUUCGAGAAUUCUUGUACAUGGUGUCCUUGACCAGACAAAUGACUGAGGGGACUUGAGCAGUACAUCUAAGGUGCCCUAGAUCUGCGAGGGAAUUUGCAGGGAAUUUGCAGGGCACAGCUUUUACUCCAUCACUUUAGCGUAACUGUACACAACAUGAGUCCUUGCAAGAUAAAGAGCUGAACUAUUGUUUCCACAAGGAACGUCACAAUCUCUACAGUUCCUAAC